Molecule: messenger RNA, 2320 nt
Organism: Lemur catta (Ring-tailed lemur)
Lineage: Eukaryota; Metazoa; Chordata; Mammalia; Primates; Lemuridae
Gene: TMEM86B
Product: transmembrane protein 86B
Exons: 3
Coding region: 1284-1964 (226 amino acids)
Cellular component (GO): membrane
Source: RefSeq, a predicted model, not a curated record
ACCUGGGGAGAGCAGCUCCCUCUCUGCGGCUGGUGACCUUCACUGGCCCCUCUGUAGGACUCUGCUCCUAAAUCUUGAUGGCUGCCCCAGGCCUGGCCUUGGGGAGGUGAAAGAGGGAGGGUGUAACUUGUGUUCAAACCAGGCAGGGACUUCUGGAGGAAGGGACCUGGUCCAGGUGAGCUGUCACUCCAGGCACCUCUAGCCCCUGUUCAAGCCCCAGGUGUGCCUGGGCUACACGUCCAGGUUGGAGGGGUCCUCCUAGCCAGUCUGUCCCCUCUGUAGGCUGAGGACUGUCCAGGAGGUCACUGGGUGCCAUGUCCUGCCAGAGGAAGUCUUGUGGCAGCAGAGGCCCCAGGCUGGGCCAGGUGCUGGCUGCAGAGGGUGCCUGCCAGGCCUGCCUCUCACCUGCUGGCAGGACCGCUGGGGGAGGAUGGCUUUGCAGCUCCCUGAGCCAGUCCCCCAGUGGGAAGCAGGGAGCUGCCUCGUGGGUGACGUGGGCACCCAGCGGCCCACUUCCUGCCCCAGCAGCCAGGCCUGAGGGUGAGGCUGGGCACCUACACCCAGUAGGACUGCAUCUUUAGGCAGGAGGGUCGAAGUAAAGCCCAGGUGUGCAGUGCAGGUGAGUGUUGCAGGUAAGUAGUGUUCUGGGAAACCUUUGUCUUGGUUACCCUGGGGCACAAUGACAGACAUCACCGUGGGUCACAGUUGGUUUGGGAGCCACUGCAGGUUGCGUGGGGCUCAGCUGGCAGGAACAGCUACAGCUCUUUCUCAGCACUCACACGUCCGUCCUUGUCCACUGAGUCAGUGUUUGUGGUGGAAGUCACUGACAGCCCAGAGGGCUUCUUGAGGGGCUCGAGGGAAGGCUGAAGCAGGGAGGGAGACCCCCUUCCCAUCCCUCCAGCGUGGUCCUGCUGGCCAGCUCCCUCCCCGGCCUCCCCAGAAGGGGCAGCCAUUGGAAUUCUGCACCCUGUCCCUUCUGAUUGGGCACAGGACAGUGGGAGGGCAUUUGUGGGCCUCAUCCCCCAGGCAGACAGGAGGAAGCCACAUCCCAGUGUGCUGGGACACAGCGACCCCUGGGUCGUGACAGGUGCCUUAUCAGCUGGGUGCCAGGCGAGGCCAUCCCUGGGUGGGCGGGACAUCUCCCUGGGCCCUGUUACCAGUCAAGGAGUCCGCAGCACGCUCCUCGGGUUAACGGUUUACCAUGUAACCACAAACCCUCCCCUCCGCCCCCGGAAGCCAGCAGCUCCCAGACACAGGCCGCUCUGGGGCUGUCACAGGCCAACAUGGACGCUGGCAAGGAGGGGCUGCCCCUGAGGAUUCACUGCUUAGUCCAACCCCCGAACAUCUGCAGGUGGCUGAGCCCCUUCUUCCUCACCUGCUCCAUCUACUUCCUACUCUGGAUUCCCGAGGACCAGCCGUCCUGGGUCAGCACCCUGGUCAAGUGCCUGCCCAACCUCUGCCUGGCCGUGUUCCUGUGGGCUGUGCCCCCGGGGGGGGACUACACCCGGCUCCUCCAGGCAGCCCUUGUGUGCUCAGCCAUGGGGGACGCCUGCCUAAUCUGGCCCGGGGCCUUCCUCCCUGGCAUGACUGCCUUCGCCAUGGCCCAUGUCCACUACUCCUGGGCCUUUGGCUUCUCUCCUCUGCGGCCAGGCCUGCUGCUGCUCGUCUUCCUGGCCGCUGUCCUGUGCCACAGCCUCCUGCAGCCACACCUCAAGCCUGGCAUGGUCCUGCCCGUGGCAGCCUACGAGCUGGUCCUGAGCGUCACGCUGUGGCGGGGCCUGGCCCGGGGCGGGAGUGCCGGCUGGGGUGCCCUGCUCUUCGCUGUCUCUGACGCUGUGCUGUCCUGGGAUAACUUUGCCCAGCCCCUGCCCCACGGCCACCUGGUGACCAUGAGCACCUACUAUGCCGCCCAACUCCUCAUCACGCUGUCAGCCCUUGGAAGCCAGGGGCCCAAGACCGACUGACCCGGGAGCCAGCCAGCCUGGCGUCCACGCCCUCCCCUCCUGCAGGACUCCCACGCUGACCCUGCCUGAGUAGUGCCCUCAGCUGAGAAGCUUCCUGACCUCUGUGUGCAGGCGCUGGGCCAUCUCAAGACAUUUGGGGACCGUUUGUGGAAUUCAAAGUCUGCUGCCAGGUUCUGGCCACGCUCCCUCAGUUCUGGAAUCCCCCAGAUUCCAGGCUCCACAGCCAGGCCCACCCUGGGCCCUCCCCAGCUCCUGCCUGCUUCUGUGUUCCCCGUCGGCCCCGUGGUCGGCCAGCCCCCUCCCCACUGCUGUCAGUCUGUUUUUCGUUGCCUGAGUAAAGGGGAUGUGGAAAUGCC